AGAGAAGAGAAGAGAAGAGAAGGCGGCGGCCGCCGGAGAUCCGCAGCGGCGGCAACUCGAGCGGAUAAAUUCAGGACGCCUAAUGGACUGCUGAAUUAUGAAGUAUUUCAGACCCAGUAGUAGAACGUCACUCUGCCACGCGCUCCUUUAUCUCCUACUAGUUAUUUAAAUUGGACUUUUAAUAUCCUACCAGCUGCUCUUCAGACACACAUGGUGCAUUGUUGCCAUUCCCCGGAUUGCAUCUUUGAAACACAGACCCUUAGUAACCUUCAGCAAACAAAGAGGCAACCUCCUGGGUCCACUUACUGGGAGGGUGUCACCCUGACUGCCCUCUAGCUUUUGCUGGCUCUGGAUUUGAAUUCCACCAUGGAGCCUCGCAUGGAGUCCUGCUUGGCACAGGUGUUACAGAAGGAUGUGGGGAAGCGACUGCAGGUUGGCCAGGAACUGAUAGACUAUUUCUCAGACAAACAGAAAUCUGCCGAUCUUGAGCAUGACCAGACCAUGUUAGAUAAACUUGUGGAUGGACUCGCUACCUCUUGGGUGAACUCUAGCAAUUAUAAGGUGGUUCUUCUGGGAAUGGACAUCCUGUCUGCACUGGUCACCCGGUUGCAGGAUCGGUUCAAGGCGCAGAUUGGCACAGUGCUGCCAAGUUUAAUAGACAGACUAGGAGAUGCUAAAGACUCUGUGAGGGAGCAAGAUCAAACUCUGCUGCUGAAGAUCAUGGAUCAAGCUGCUAAUCCCCAGUAUGUGUGGGAUCGAAUGCUCGGAGGCUUUAAACACAAGAAUUUCCGGACUCGGGAAGGCACGUGUCUCUGUCUUGUUGCCACACUCAACGCUUCUGGAGCACAUACUUUAACACUAAACAAGAUUGUGCCACAUAUAUGUAACUUACUUGGAGAUCCCAAUAGUCAGGUUCGAGAUGCAGCAAUAAACAGCUUAGUGGAAAUUUACAGACAUGUAGGAGAACGUGUGAGGGCAGAUCUCAGUAAAAAAGGAUUGCCACAGUCUCGGUUGAAUGUAAUUUUUACAAAAUUUGAUGAAGUCCAAAAGUCUGGUAAUAUGAUACAAUCUACAAAUGAUAAAAAUUUCGAUGAUGAAGAUUCUGUGGAUGGUAAUAGACCAUCCUCUGCCAGUUCUACAUCUUCCAAAGCUCCACCAAGCUCACGGAGAUCCGUAGCAAUGGGGACCACCCGCCGGCUUGGACCUUCCACUCUUGGCUCCAAGUCUUCAGCUGCAAAAGAAGGAGCUGGUGCUGUUGAUGAAGAGGACUUUAUUAAAGCAUUUGAUGAUGUACCUGUGGUGCAGAUUUAUUCCAGCCGAGACCUUGAGGAAUCCAUAAACAAGAUCAGGGAAAUACUGUCUGAUGACAAGCAUGAUUGGGAACAGAGAGUAAAUGCUCUUAAAAAGAUUCGAUCUUUACUUUUGGCUGGUGCUGCUGAGUAUGAUAACUUCUUUCAACAUUUGCGGCUUCUGGACGGAGCCUUUAAGCUAUCUGCUAAGGACUUGCGUUCGCAGGUAGUACGGGAGGCGUGUAUCACCCUAGGGCACCUGUCAUCAGUUCUGGGGAAUAAAUUUGACCAUGGAGCUGAAGCCAUUAUGCCAACUAUCUUUAAUUUAAUUCCAAACAGUGCCAAAAUCAUGGCCACUUCUGGUGUUGUAGCUGUUAGAUUAAUCAUUCGGCAUACACACAUCCCUAGGCUAAUACCUGUCAUAACAAGCAACUGUACCUCCAAGUCUGUCGCAGUUAGAAGGCGCUGUUUUGAAUUUUUAGAUUUACUUUUACAAGAAUGGCAGACACAUUCACUGGAAAGACACAUAUCAGUAUUAGCCGAAACAAUCAAGAAGGGAAUACAUGAUGCUGAUUCUGAAGCCAGGAUAGAAGCCAGAAAGUGUUACUGGGGUUUCCACAGUCACUUCAGCAGAGAAGCAGAACACUUAUACCACACCUUGGAAUCCUCCUACCAGAAGGCCUUGCAAUCUCAUUUGAAGAACUCAGACAGCAUCGUAUCCCUGCCGCAGUCUGAUCGCUCAUCUUCUAGCUCCCAAGAGAGUUUGAAUCGACCCCUCUCUGCCAAGAGAAGCCCCACUGGAAGUACCACUUCUAGAGGUUCCACAGUUAGUACCAAAUCCUCGGCAACGACUGGGUCCCUCCAAAGGUCUAGAAGUGACAUCGAUGUGAAUGCAGCAGCCAGUGCCAAAUCCAAGGUCUCUUCAGCUUCUGGAGCGGCGCCUUUCAGCUCUGCCGCAGCCUUGCCUCCUGGGUCCUAUGCAUCUUUAGAUGGUACUGCCACUAAAGCAGAGGGUCGGAUCCGCACAAGAAGGCAAAGUUCCGGGAGUGCCACGAAUGUUGCCUCCACACCUGACAAUCGAGGCCGUAGCCGAGCGAAAGUGGUUUCACAGUCCCAGCGAUCCAGAUCUGCUAAUCCUGCUGGUGCUGGCAGUCGAUCAAGUUCCCCAGGGAAAUUGUUGGGAAGUGGUUAUGGUGGCCUUGCUGGGGGUUCCUCAAGAGGUCCACCUGUGACAUCCUCUUCUGAAAAACGAAGCAAGAUACCUCGGAGUCAGGGAUGCAGCCGAGAAACAAGUCCAAACCGAAUAGGAUUAGCACGGAGCAGCCGUAUCCCUCGACCCAGCAUGAGUCAGGGGUGCAGCCGCGAUACCAGUCGUGAGAGCAGCCGAGAUACAAGCCCUGCUCGGGGCUUUCCUCCACUUGCCUCUCGACGUCAUUCCAGGUCCACUAGUGCUCUCUCCACUGCUGAAUCUGUUGGGCAGUCAGAUCGGUUUGGACUUGGCCAGGCAGGAAGGAUACCAGGUUCUGUGAAUGCCAUGAGGGUUUUGAGCACAAGUACAGAUCUUGAAGCUGCUGUUGCGGAUGCUUUGCUGUUAGGAGACUCCAGGAGCAAGAAGAAGCCUGUGAGGAGGAGAUAUGAGCCAUAUGGGAUGUAUUCUGAUGACGAUGCCAACAGUGAUGCCUCGAGUGUUUGCUCUGAGCGCUCAUAUGGCUCCAGGAAUGGUGGCAUUCCCCAUUAUCUGCGGCAGACUGAGGACGUAGCGGAAGUUCUCAACCACUGUGCUAGUUCAAACUGGUCAGAAAGGAAAGAAGGGCUUCUAGGCCUGCAGAACUUACUGAAGAGCCAAAGAACACUGAGUCGAGUAGAAUUGAAAAGAUUAUGUGAGAUCUUCACCCGAAUGUUUGCUGAUCCUCAUAGCAAGAGAGUUUUCAGUAUGUUUUUGGAGACUCUUGUGGAUUUUAUAAUAAUUCAUAAAGAUGACUUACAAGACUGGCUUUUUGUUCUUCUGACACAAUUGCUUAAGAAAAUGGGAGCAGAUUUACUUGGCUCUGUACAAGCAAAAGUUCAGAAGGCUCUUGAUGUCACAAGGGAUUCCUUCCCAUUUGAUCAACAAUUUAACAUUUUGAUGAGGUUUAUUGUGGAUCAAACACAAACUCCUAAUCUCAAGGUCAAAGUUGCAAUACUGAAGUACAUUGAGUCUCUUGCCAGGCAGAUGGAUCCUACAGAUUUUGUAAACUCUAGUGAGACAAGACUUGCUGUUUCUAGAAUUAUAACUUGGACAACAGAACCAAAGAGUUCAGACGUGAGAAAGGCAGCACAAAUUGUGCUGAUCUCUCUGUUUGAAUUGAAUACUCCAGAAUUUACCAUGUUACUUGGUGCCUUGCCAAAAACAUUCCAGGAUGGUGCCACUAAACUCCUUCAUAACCACCUCAAGAAUUCUAGUAACACCAGUGUGAGUUCUCCAAGCAAUACAAUUGGCCGGACACCCUCCCGACAUACCAGCAGUAGAACCAGCCCCCUAACCUCACCCACCAACUGUUCCCAUGGGGGCUUGUCUCCAAGCAUGCUGGAUUAUGAUACAGAGAACCUGAACUCUGAAGAAAUUUAUAGUUCUUUGCGAGGAGUUACAGAAGCCAUUGAAAAGUUUAGUUUUCGAAGUCAAGAGGACCUAAAUGAGCCAAUUAAGCGGGAUGGCAAGAAGGACUGUGACGUGUCUCGUGAUGGUGGAGUCGUCCCCCUUGGCUCCGAAGGCCGGGGAGGCAGUGACGUGGUAGAAGGUGGCAGAACAGCUCUGGACAACAAGACCUCUCUCCUCAACACCCAGCCACCACGCGCUUUCCCAGGGCCUCGGGCACGGGAGUACAACCCCUACCCCUAUUCCGACACCAUCAACACCUAUGACAAAACAGCCUUGAAGGAGGCUGUGUUUGAUGAUGACAUGGACCAGCUUCGAGACGCGCCCAUUGACCAUUCUGACUUGGUGGCGGACCUUCUGAAAGAGCUGUCCAAUCACAAUGAGCGGGUGGAAGAGCGGAAGGGCGCCUUGCUAGAGCUGCUCAAGAUCACACGGGAGGACAGCUUGGGCGUCUGGGAGGAGCACUUCAAGACCAUUCUGCUCCUGCUCUUGGAGACUCUCGGAGACAAAGAUCAUUCCAUCCGAGCACUAGCAUUGAGAGUGUUACGAGAAAUUCUGAGGAACCAGCCAGCAAGAUUUAAGAACUAUGCUGAGCUGACAAUCAUGAAGACUCUGGAAGCCCACAAAGACUCUCAUAAAGAGGUGGUGCGAGCUGCCGAGGAGGCUGCGUCCACACUGGCCAGCUCCAUCCACCCGGAGCAGUGCAUCAAAGUGCUGUGCCCCAUCAUCCAGACCGCCGACUAUCCCAUCAACCUUGCCGCCAUCAAGAUGCAGACCAAAGUUGUCGAGAGGAUUGCCAAGGAUUCCUUGCUACAGCUUCUCGCAGACAUUAUCCCAGGCUUGCUGCAGGGUUAUGACAACACCGAGAGUAGUGUGCGUAAGGCCAGCGUGUUUUGCUUAGUGGCAAUUUAUUCCGUAAUCGGAGAAGAGCUGAAACCUCACCUUGCACAGCUCACAGGGAGCAAGAUGAAGCUACUGAACUUAUAUAUAAAGAGGGCCCAGACCACGAACAGCAACAGCAGCUCCUCCUCGGAUGUGUCCACGCACAGCUAAUGGCCUUGCCAGAGUCUCUCUGUAGCUCUAGUAGAAGCAGAUGGUGGUGCCCGUCAGAGACCUUCCCACUUUCCCCAUCAUUGGCUGCCCACCAGUACAAGGAGGCCCACAAAUAUUUAUUACAAUCAGUAUUUUGGUCCCUUCCAGCUUUUGUGUAGGAUUUUUCUGGCAUUGAAUGUAAAUGAAGUAAGGCCUGUAUUGCAGCCUUCAUACCAGUCAAGAAGGAGAAAGAAAAGCAAAGAGCCAUAUUCAGACACAUCUUGUACAGCCCACUGAGCUCCUAACACCAUGUGUGUGGGGUUCACUUUCUAAACUCCAAAGCUUGGGAGGAAGUCACAUGUUGUCUUGUUAGUGAUUCCAUGGAGGUGGGUACAGUGUGUGCUUAUGUGAUUCUUUUCCGUCUUAGCCGACUUUAUUCUAUCAUUAGGAUCUCUGCAUGGGCAGAGUCCACCCCUCUCAUCCUGGCACCAUGCAGAGGUGGGGUGCGUUCCAGUUGCAUUUGGAAACCUCCAAAAAUUGCUUGUGAAUUGAGUGUUGGCAAGAAACGAAAAGAAGCCUAAAGGAUGAUGGCCUUUUAGUUACAAAUGGAAGUUCACCAUCAUUUUGGGCUGGAGGCAAGGUCUA
Messenger RNA from Suncus etruscus (white-toothed pygmy shrew), 5601 nucleotides. RefSeq names its product cytoplasmic linker associated protein 1 (gene CLASP1). Lineage: Eukaryota; Metazoa; Chordata; Mammalia; Eulipotyphla; Soricidae. Gene Ontology annotation, biological process: mitotic spindle assembly. Gene Ontology annotation, cellular component: microtubule organizing center; spindle microtubule; mitotic spindle. The record is from RefSeq and is a predicted model, not a curated record. Gene Ontology annotation, molecular function: microtubule binding; kinetochore binding. The coding region runs from base 367 to 4977 and encodes 1536 amino acids. The transcript has 42 exons.